AUGCCUGAACAAAUUCGUCAUACCUGCACGCCCGACAAUAUGAGGAAUUUGAUAGACGAAGUGAUAGCAUCUAUGCAUCAGCAAGAGGCCGCAGCUGCCCCACAGCGCUCGUUGCGGCUCGUUAUACGGCACGACUGCCAGUCGACGGGUUGCGGUGACCAGACCUGUGUCCUGUGCCAGUACAACCCCAGUCGCCUCUGCACCCGGAAUGUAAAAUCCAAGUAUUUGAUCGACGACUACCUCAAGGCGAAGUGCGGCGCACAGCUGCGAGUUGAGCUGGUGGACGAUACUGGCGCAUGUCACACCGACGGGCUACCUGCCGGGAUGAAGCUCGAGCUCCGCAUUCUCAAUGGCGAAAAGUACAAGGAGCUCUGCUCGGACAAAGCGUUACCGUCGAUCAGCGACAUAAAGAGCUGCGUCAUCAACUACCACACGAAGGCACUGCUCAAGCGUGACGGCAUGUCUGACACCGACCUGGAGGUGUUCCUGCCGCUGGAGCACGGCACCGCCAAGCUGUCGGACCUGGCCCUGACCACCAGUAGCGAGGCGCUGCUGAGCGGCAAGGCGCCCACCUUCCGAUUGCUGGUGUGGGCUGUGAAGGAGGACGGGGAGCCGGUGCCCCACGUUACUUACGUCGUGUCGGAGAGCUUCGUGGUGGCCACUAAGCGCGUCAAGGGUGCCAUCAAGUCGGACAUUCCCUCCGUCAUGGACGGCAUUUCAAAGCUUGUGCAUAUCGGCAAGGCCACGGUGGAAAAGCUCAAUGAUCUGCGGAUGGCCUUCCAGGAGGAAGGCUUCGACUUCAAGCUGCCUGAGGAUCUCGUCAAGGUGGAGAAGGUCGGCCAGUUCCGGAAGCUGGUGGACUUGAGCGAGAACAACAACGAGCUGAAGAACAGGUUGCGCCUGAUGCUCAAACUUUCCCCGGAGAAGUGGGAUGAAUUGUGCCAGCACGCUAUGAGCGCUGUAUCGCCUGACCCGCGCCAACGAGUUUGGUGGUACGUGCCAUCAAGCCUGGGGCUGCUGUACCAGUGCAAGAACGGAGCUGUCGACCUGGAUAACCCCAUAGGCGUUGUCAAGGCAGGCCAAGGUCCGGAUGUUCCAACCCAGAUUAUCCAGCUGCAGCAGCUCAGCCCGGCGGACUUCAGCGCGAUUCCGCGACUGAAGAACUCUGCCGUCCAGAACUGGUACAUGACCAACCACCCCAACUGGGCCAUCUUUAGCGAGAACGAGGAGGCUGUGCCCCCGGCUACCCCCCCUGGACCUGGCCCUGCCGUGGCAGCCGCCGCUGGCGCCGGGCCCUCUAACGGGGGCGCGGCAGGCGUGCCACUGAUGCCGCUGGGGCCAAACUUGGCGGGAGUGAUGCCGGCAGCAACGUACGGUAUCCCCGGUAGGCCUCCGUCGCCGGUACUCGGUGGCUUGACGGUAGCCGGCGGCGGCGGUGGUGCCGGUUAUGCGGGAGAUAUGUACGGUCAGCGAGGUGUCACAUACGGCCACCCCGAAGCUGGCGCAUGCGUCGGCCUGACUGGUGCGCAACUAGGGGGCACGGCCCAACUUCCCGUGCAGGCGCCGGGUGGUGGCCACCGUGUUGAUAAUUCCACGCCGUACACGCCGCGGCAUUCGCAACGCCAACUGCUGGAUCAUCCGCGGCCGCCUCCUGGGGCCCCCCUCAUGAAGAUGAUGCAGCCACCAGCCAUGGGCCAUUUACGUUCUGCGCUGGCGGCACCGGCCAUGCAUGAUCUUGGCGGCGGUAACGUGCCACCGGCCGUCAACGGAGCGGGCAGCGGCACCAGCAGCGGCCUCGUGGGUGGUCAACAGGCGGUGGGGGUAAUGGGCGCCGCGACGAUUCAUCACCCGCCUGCUGCCGGCGGGUCGGGAAGCGCCACGAGCAGCGGAGCGACGCGCUCACCGUUUGCGGCGGACGCCAUGAUGAUGAACAUCGCGGACGCGUUCCCAAGGUUCCAUCAUAUGCCGCCGAAUGGGGCCGGCGGCGGCGGCCAGCUUGCAGCGCAAGAUCUAAAUGGUCCCCACGCGCCUACCGGGAACCAUUUGGGCGACGGGGGUCACGGCCAGCAAGCCGGCUCUAUGUUCAGCCUGGACAUGCUCAAGACGGACGAUCUGAUGGGGAAUGGCCUCACGUUGCUGACAGGCAACGACACCUUCCGCUCCAACGACUGGAUCCAGCAGCUGCAUGGGAUCGGUGGCCAGCAGAGCCAGCUCGGAGGCAUCAAUUCCUACACGAUGAUCGACGUAGCGCCGCCUCACGAGGCUGGUGGAGCGCUGCUCAAUGGCAACAUGGCCGGAGCCCUAUUGGGGAGGGGGGACGGCAAUGGCGGUGGUGCUGGCGCCUGCUUUCCAGGGCCUUACGGCAGCGCCAUGGGGGGUCUUAUGGGCCCGGACCCUCAGCGGCACAGAGGCGUAAGGCUAAACUACGAGAGGGGCAUGGGCAGCCAUGCGGCGCGGGCGUGA
Molecule: messenger RNA, 2463 nt
Organism: Volvox carteri f. nagariensis
Lineage: Eukaryota; Viridiplantae; Chlorophyta; Chlorophyceae; Chlamydomonadales; Volvocaceae
Exons: 9
Coding region: 1-2463 (820 amino acids)
Biological process (GO): regulation of salicylic acid biosynthetic process
Cellular component (GO): nucleus
Molecular function (GO): sequence-specific DNA binding; calmodulin binding; DNA-binding transcription factor activity
Source: RefSeq, a predicted model, not a curated record